Messenger RNA from Phytophthora sojae, 195 nucleotides. RefSeq lists its product as hypothetical. The transcript has a single exon. The record is from RefSeq and is a predicted model, not a curated record. Lineage: Eukaryota; Oomycota; Peronosporomycetes; Peronosporales; Peronosporaceae. The annotation marks the transcript as partial.
ACAGUGUGGGUCAAGUGCAGGGGGGCUUCAAAAGAACGGGCUUCCGUAAUGCUUCUCGGCGAAAGCGAUGGCAAUCGCUACACGCCCUUUGUUGUGUUUAAGGUGAAACCCUCCAAGUACAAUGCCAUCCAAGAGGAGAACAAUGCUCGUCGCUAUGGAUUCGGCAUUCGCAACUGGAAAAAUGUGCGCACGAUU